UAUAAAUAGUUGCACACAAUAUAAGUGCGUAAAUAUGUUUAAUCUGUACGCGAGUUGGGACAGCUAUGAGGCCGACGAAGACGUGCCCAAUGAUGGCGACCAAUCCAUAACUUUGGCAGCAUUUCGUCGAAAUGUUGAUACAAACGAAUCGCUUCGAAAGAUCCAGCGCUCGCUGUCUCACAACUCUUGUAAAGAUGUAAAUGAGACGAAAGGAGACGAUGUGGAGGCCAGUCUUGAGAUCCAACGGCAAGACAUACCGGCCGUUGAGAUAACGAAUGCGUUCUACAGUUACGGCAAAAAGAAGAAAGUUGUGAACGCUUUGCAAGGAAUCAAUUUGACUGUUCCCGAGGGCGCGAUUUAUGGACUCUUAGGCCCGAGUGGUUGUGGAAAGACAUCUCUACUCCGA
This is a messenger RNA of Oppiella nova, 406 nucleotides long. The record is from the annotation of a GenBank genome assembly. Lineage: Eukaryota; Metazoa; Arthropoda; Arachnida; Sarcoptiformes; Oppiidae.